CCGACGUGUGGGGGCGCAGGAGGCGGAAGCGGAGCGGAAGCCGCGCGGGGCCGGAGGAGCUGGAGGUACCGGAGGCAGCGGGGCCAUGGCGGAGUGAGCGCGUCUGCUGCCGCCCACACGGGCCCGCCGCGCCAUGGAGACAGUGCAGCUGCGCAACCCGCGCCGGCAGCUGAAGAAGUUGGAUGAAGAUAGUUUAACCAAGCAACCUGAAGAAGUAUUUGAUGUACUGGAGAAGCUGGGGGAAGGAUCCUAUGGCAGUGUAUUCAAAGCUAUUCAUAAAGAGACGGGUCAGGUUGUUGCAAUUAAGCAAGUCCCUGUUGAAUCUGACCUACAGGAGAUUAUAAAGGAAAUAUCCAUAAUGCAGCAAUGUGACAGUGCCCAUGUAGUCAAAUACUACGGCAGCUAUUUUAAGAACACGGACCUGUGGAUAGUCAUGGAGUACUGUGGAGCUGGAUCUGUAUCUGACAUUAUUCGGUUACGAAAUAAAACGUUGACAGAAGAGGAAAUUGCUACAAUAGUACAGUCAACCCUCAAAGGACUAGAAUAUCUGCAUUUUAUGAGGAAAAUACACCGAGAUAUCAAAGCUGGGAAUAUAUUACUAAAUACAGAAGGACAUGCUAAACUUGCAGAUUUUGGGGUAGCAGGACAACUUACAGAUACCAUGGCAAAACGGAACACAGUUAUAGGAACUCCGUUUUGGAUGGCUCCUGAAGUGAUCCAGGAAAUUGGGUAUAACUGUGUAGCAGACAUCUGGUCUCUGGGGAUCACGGCAAUAGAAAUGGCUGAAGGAAAACCACCAUAUGCUGAUAUUCAUCCAAUGAGGGCAAUUUUCAUGAUUCCUACAAAUCCUCCUCCAACAUUCCGGAAGCCAGAACUGUGGUCAGACAAUUUCACCGACUUUGUAAAACAGUGUCUUGUGAAGAGUCCUGAGCAAAGAGCCACUGCCACGCAGCUUCUUCAGCAUCCGUUUGUUAAAAGUGCCAAAGGGGUGUCAAUUUUGCGGGAUUUAAUUAAUGAAGCAAUGGAUGUUAAGUUGAAACGCCAAGAAGCACAACAGCGGGAACUGGAUCAAGAUGAUGAAGAGAAUUCGGAAGAAGAUGAAACUGAUUCAGGUACAAUGGUACGGGCAAGUGGAGAUGAGACUGGUACAAUAAGAGCUGCCAGCACCAUGAGUGAUGGAGCCAAUACCAUGAUAGAACAUGAUGGCACUCUGGAGUCCCAGCUGGGCACGAUGGUAAUAAAUACAGAAGAGGAGGAAGAGGAAGGGACCAUGAAAAGGAGGGAAGAGACCAUGCAGCCAGCCAAACCAUCGUUCCUGGAAUAUUUUGAACAAAAAGAAAAAGAGAAUCAGAUCAAUAGUUUUGGGAAGAAUGUGUCUGGCCAGACAAAAAAUUCAUCUGACUGGAAAGUACCACAGGAUGGAGACUAUGAAUUUUUAAAGAGUUGGAGCGUAGAGGAGCUGCAGAGGAGACUCUCAGCCCUUGAUCCCAUGAUGGAGCGGGAAAUCGAAGAGAUCCGCCAGAAGUACCAGUCUAAACGACAGCCAAUCCUCGAUGCCAUUGAAGCAAAGAAGCGUCGGCAACAGAACUUCUGAAAGAACUGCUGGUAGAAUCCACCUCCAUCCUCUGAAACAAUCAGCUCCUUGCUUUUUAUGACUACUAAACAGAUUGAUUAGCAAGAUAGAGGGCAGUACUGCCCACUUAUUUUUUUUCCAUAGCACUUUUGUGAACUCAGGAAUGCCAUUAAGUGGGAAGUCCUGAUGGAUGGAUAAUGGUAUGUGUUAAUGUUAGACAUAUUUAAAAUAAGAGGUGUAUUAUUUCAGAGGAGUUCUGUUACUGCUUUUAGAUGGAUUUUUUUUUUUUUUUUGAAAUCUGAGGAACAGCUAGAAAUAGACUAAUGAAAGUUGGCUCGUUUUCUUCUUGAAGUAACUUUCAGUAGUCCAGUUUCUUCUUUUCAAGUGACUAUGUACUGUGGUGUUUUAACUCCUGCAUUUUUAUUGUUGUUGAUGUUAUUAUAUAGACUCAGUUUCAAACAGUUUUUAACUGUGUCUUUCUACUGUUAAGGUACUAUGGAAAGUGAGAGCAAACAAAAGAGGUUGCUGAAAAGUGUUAGACAAAGACAUACAAAAACAGUUCCAGCCUUUAGAAAGGAACAUAUCUCAUAUUUUAAAAAGCCUGUAAUAAGCCCCAUGCCUUACAUUAUGUGCUUUUAAAAGCAUUUUUCAAAACCUCUGUCUUGUCCUUCAUGUGUACUGUAUGAAUUAAUACUGGUAGAUUAAGCAUGUUGUGCCUCUGUUGGAAAUGAUAUUCUGCAGUUUAAAAGCCACAUUAACCUUAAGACAAAACCAAAGUGGAAUUGCAACACAGAACACAAAGCAGAUGCCUGUUUGGAAAUGUCCUUCAGAGAGAUCCACCUAGCAUUGCCAUGCAUGCAAGAUGCAGUAUUAGGAUGCUGAAAUUAUUCUGUGAAAUCUCUCUCAGGAAAUUAAGUACUUUCUGCUCCAUUUGUUAGAGGUUUUAAAAAAUAUUUCACUGUAAAUUGUGGCGAUUUCGUACAGGCUUUAGAAGUUAGAUGUAAAUUUGGAUGUUUGGAUAAAAAUGUACCUUCAGAGUACUUCACCUUCCUAAAGGGUUAAGUGCAUCAAAAAGGCUAAGCUAAAAAUAAAUAUUUUUUGCCCAAAAAGAUUCCAUAAUUUUUUUUCUUUUGAGGUGACAAACCUUGCUCAUAGGAGUCAGCUGACUGAAGGUACAACUUAGCCUGUGUUGCUGUUGCUAAAUUCAGUCUCUUCUAGUUUUUCAGGACACCCUUAAAAUCUUUGUCUGGGAUAACUGUACAGUCUACCUUUUUUCAUAUUUUUGAAGACUUGUGGAAAAUGAGGAGAAAGUGGAUGUACAAUCAAAGCAAGCUGAGUCACCUUGAAAUGGUUCAGUAAACUUUCACUGCUGUAAGGGAAAGCAAACCAGAAAAAUCAGUGCAAGAGUUACCAGUUACAGAUGCAGCCAUAUGAGAGGGGGUGCUGUACUCUGUAGCUAGAGAACACCACUAAUGUCAGUUCUGAUAUUAGGAUUUGCUUUUUUAGGAGUCUCUUACACAUGGGACAGAUCAAGAAUGUGCAUUAAUAUAUUUUCAUUUUCCUCUGAUAGAAGGACCAGUUUCCACAUCAUCCUUGUGAAACAGAUCUUGGUAUGACAUAAGAUAAUCAAACUGAAUAGCAGUGGUUCCUGAAAUCAAAUGCUGUUAGUAAAGAGAAGCAUCCCUUCACACCUACUUGGAAGCAUAGCUUUAGACCCUGUUUCUUGGGAGGUAAUGCCUAGGUUACAGUAAACUUAUAUCCUAUUGAUUUAAAAGGAGCUGAGCCAUUGUUUAGCUCUCACCACCUUCAAUUUAUUCCUCAGUUGUGAAUGUGCAGAGCUAAAGUAGCCGUCUCCUAAAACUCAUCUAACUCGUCAAGCAGACGUAUGAAAGGAAAAGGAGUCAGUGAGCAGUGUGGUUAAGGACAAUGAGAUAAUGCGUUCCAGGGAUACCCACUCUGCCCAGCUGUUGGGCACUUGAAUUCUGACAGUCUCCAGUAUUGAGAAAAGUACAGGAUGAAGAUCUUGAAAGCAACCAGUACAUCAAAAUGAGUCCAAUCUUACUUCCCCAGCAGAAGCUGAAUAAUUUGAACCUUACCUUUGUUAGAUGACUAAAUCCCUCAGUAAUAAAAAUCUGGCAGUGAAGUGAACCAUGAAGGCUAGUAAAUUUGUAUAUUGACAAUACAGCAUAGUUGCACAGGGUACAGAUGCCAUCUGCAGCACACAUUAAAAAUUCAUGCCAUGUGUUUUUAUUGCUCAAAAAUAUUUACAAAAGAUUCUUAUUAAUGUUUAUUAUGUUCACGUGCUUCAGUGGAACUUCUGGAAACAAGAAAGAUGGAAUUCUUUUAUUUGAAAUAUUAGAUCUUGGUUUAAUUAUUUGUGGUAUAUAUGCAUUUUGCCUCUGUGUGUGUGUGUGUGCGCGCGCGUGCACUAGGUGAGCCAUGCAUGGCGAGCUAAUUGCAUUGCCUACGUGUUGUAAAGACUGGGCUCUGGAGGGAAUGAAUUGUCACUUGACAAAACUUUCUGACGACUGGAAGACAUUAGGAAACCCCAAUUCUAAACAAAACAGCAAAGGGUGAUCUGGUGAUCACAUUUUGCUGUUCACUCCGAGAGCAUAAUUUGAGAUUGCCCAAAGCAAUAUGUUAGUUCACAGAUGCUUACAAUCAGUAGGCUUCACUGAAACAGCUUUCUAUUUAAAACAAAAAACAAAAAAACGCGCACAAAACCAACCAAACAAAAAAACCCACUAGCAGAAGAAUCCAAAUAUAUGAAAGAAUGAAAUGGUCUAAUUAACAAUUUCCUUAACCUGUUCCCAAAUGACUAUAAGAGUUCAGACUUUUGCUGCUUUAUGGAGUUCUCCAAAAUAUAGGGAAUGGAUAUUGUUCUCCCUACCCUCCUCCAGUUGACUUCUAAUCAAGUAGAGAAAAUUGUUCCUUUUUUGGCUUCUUUGCAGUAAUGUGCAGAAGCAUAUUCCACUUGCUCCUUGUGCUGCUUCAAAUGGUAAGACUAAGGCUUGUAUCCUAAGGGAAGGCUAGUCAGGCAAACAAGGUUAAGCAAUAUGCUCGUUUAAUUGUGAAAUUGCAUUGACAUGCUUUAUGGGUCCAUAUGCAUUGCUGAGAAAUGUUCUGGACAAACUGUCAUCUUCACUUCUUACAGCCUGAAAAGACGCUGAUGUCAGUUCUGUGAGACUAAAUAAUGUGAAGUUUGUAGCUUUAACUUUUUUUGUAACAAAGAAAUUAGUGACACUGGCAUAAAGUGCUGACUUGAAGUGCUAUUUUGUAAGAUCUGGCUAUUUGUAUAUAAUAGUAUUGGUUCAUUAGUUUGUAUAUGUAUGAAAUAGCAACUUUUAUGGCAUUGUCUCCAAGUUUGAUACAGGAGAUUGUUUUCAUUUCUUUCAAAUAUCUUGCCUUUAUUUGUUCAACAUGACAAAUAAACUGUGCUGAAUGAA
This is a messenger RNA of Gavialis gangeticus (Gharial), 5019 nucleotides long. RefSeq names its product serine/threonine kinase 4 (gene STK4). Gene Ontology annotation, cellular component: cytoplasm. The transcript is spliced from 11 exons. Gene Ontology annotation, molecular function: ATP binding; protein serine/threonine kinase activity. Gene Ontology annotation, biological process: regulation of MAPK cascade; intracellular signal transduction; protein tetramerization. The record is from RefSeq and is a predicted model, not a curated record. NCBI's taxonomy places the organism in Eukaryota, Metazoa, Chordata, Crocodylia, Gavialidae. Bases 134 to 1594 code for a protein of 486 amino acids.